Daucus carota subsp. sativus is the source of this 1269-nucleotide messenger RNA. Its product is annotated as protein FAR-RED ELONGATED HYPOCOTYL 3-like. NCBI's taxonomy places the organism in Eukaryota, Viridiplantae, Streptophyta, Magnoliopsida, Apiales, Apiaceae. Gene Ontology annotation, molecular function: zinc ion binding. The record is from RefSeq and is a predicted model, not a curated record. Gene Ontology annotation, biological process: regulation of DNA-templated transcription. The coding region runs from base 1 to 1269 and encodes 422 amino acids. The transcript has 4 exons.
AUGGUUGGUUCUUACGAGAAUGUUAGUGCUACCUGCUCAGACUUCAAAAAUUUUGUACGUGAUGUUAAGCUUGGAAUUGGUGAGCACGACGCUUGUCUAAUACUUGACAAGUUCAAAACGAGAUCGAAGUCAAAAGAUAAUAAGUUUUUCUUUGACUAUAAGAUAGAUAGCGAGGGUUAUCUUACUGGCCUUUUCUGGACGGAUGAAAUAGGAUUAUGCGUGUGGCAUAUCAUGAAUAAACUACCAGCUCAGAUUGGUCCGAAGCGUGCUACUGAUAAGGUUUUUAUGGGCAAAUUGAAGUCAGUGAUUUAUUCAGAAAACUCUUCACCUAUACAAUUUGAGGAAGGAUGGGCUGCAGUUAUAUCAGAAUACGAAUUGCAAGACAACCAAUGGUUGGCUGGUAUGUUUAGGAGGCGUAGAAGUUGGAUACCUGCAUACUUUUCUGACAUUGAAAUGGCUGGAUUGUUACGGACCACCUCUAGGUCUGAAAGUUCUAAUUCAUUAUUCCAACAUUUUCAUGAGCGCGGGGACACCCUUGUUGAGUUUUUUUCAAGUUUUGAAAGUGCUAUGGACAAACAAAGGCUUCGCACAAUCGAAAAUGACGGAAAUUCCUGCAAAACUCCAAGGAUGGAAACUCCAUUACAUAUUGAAAAAGAUGUGGCCCAAGUUUAUACCUUGGCUCUCUACUACCGUGUGAGGGAACAAAUUAUUAAUGCUUGUUUCCAUAUUACAAUGCCUGAAAUGUCCCGUAGCGAUGAGAUGCGGUACUUUACGUGCAAAGAUGACUUGGCUAAAGGUCAACUCUUUAAGGUAUCUGUGAGCCUGAGCAAUAAUAAAGUCGACUGUAGUUAUAAAUAUUACAACCGAUAUGGCUAUUUGUGUUGUCACGCCUUUGCUGCAUUACAGCAAUGCGGCAUUCAGUCAAUCCCGCGUCAGUAUGUUAAAUCUAGAUGGACAAAAGAUGCAUUGAAAAAUCACUCUUCACUUGGCUUAAUUGAAAUCCCACCAAAUUGUGACAAGGCCGAGCGGAUUAAACACAAACGUACUAGAGCAUGUUUUGAAUUUCAAAACUGUUUGGAUAUGUCUGGUGAAGACGAGGACAAGUUAGAUAUGGUUAGGGCCAAUUUGCGGGAUCUGGAUUCCAAAUUUCAGAAAGGAUUGGAAUCUGCGAACGUGCAGAGUCAAGCAAACCGGGUUGAUGCUUUUGUUGGACCCAUCCCAGCCAAUGAGGAAGGAGUUUCAGAAAUAAAGGUUGGGGUACACGCAUGA